Messenger RNA from Galleria mellonella (greater wax moth), 5485 nucleotides. RefSeq names its product importin subunit beta-1 (gene Fs(2)Ket). NCBI's taxonomy places the organism in Eukaryota, Metazoa, Arthropoda, Insecta, Lepidoptera, Pyralidae. The record is from RefSeq and is a predicted model, not a curated record. The transcript is spliced from 10 exons. Bases 129 to 2786 code for a protein of 885 amino acids. Gene Ontology annotation, cellular component: cytoplasm; nucleus. Gene Ontology annotation, molecular function: nuclear import signal receptor activity; small GTPase binding. Gene Ontology annotation, biological process: protein import into nucleus.
GGUAACACUAAACAUUUGUCUUUGUCAGUUCAGUGAAUUUUGUUCGUCGUGUGCCGGUACAUAUUACCGAUAAAACCGCUCAUAUUUAUCUAAUAUAUUCCGAAUUUAACUAAAAAAACUGAACUACAAUGCAUACGGAAACGACAUUAACGCUUAUACAAAUAUUAGAAAAAACUAUAUCCCCAGAUCGAAAUGAGUUGGAAGCAGCAGAAAAGUAUCUGGACCAGGCAGCAGCCACCAACUUCACAACAUUCAUCAAAAUGUUGUCAGAUGUACUGGUUCAGGGGGGCAAUAGUCAGGUGGCUAGGAUGGCUGCUGGUCUACAAUUAAAAAACCAUCUCACCUCCAAAGACCAAUCAACAAGACAUAACUAUCAACAGAGGUGGCUUGCUUUGCCUGAAGACAUCAGAUUAUAUAUAAAGAAAAAUAUAUUAACAGCUAUAGGCACAGAAAAUAGUAGACCCAGCUCUGCAGCCCAGUGUGUAGCAUAUGUGGCUGUUGCUGAACUCCCAGUUGGACAAUGGAAUGAUCUUAUCCCCAUUCUUGUAGAAAAUGUUGUCAAUACCCAAUCUACAGAAUUGAAGAAGGAAGCCACAUUGGAAGCUAUUGGUUACAUCUGUCAAGAAAUUGAUGCAGAGGUAUUAACAGAACAAAGCAAUCCAAUAUUAACUGCUAUUAUUCAUGGUAUGAGAUCGACAGAACCAAGCAAUCAUGUCCGACUUGCAGCUACACAAGCUCUUCUCAAUUCUCUUGAAUUCACGAAAGCAAACUUUGACAAAGAGAAUGAGAGAAACUUUAUAAUGGAAGUGGUUUGUGAAGCAACACAGUCAAGUGAUAUGAGAAUUAGUGUAGCUGCUCUGCAGUGCUUAGUAAAAAUUUUGUCUCUCUAUUAUCAAUAUAUGGAACCAUACAUGGGACAAGCUUUAUUCCCUAUCACCUUAGAGGCUAUGAAAUCGGAUAUUGAUGAGAUAUCACUACAAGGUAUUGAAUUUUGGUCCAACGUUAGCGAUGAAGAAAUAGAUUUGGCUAUUGAGGAAGCCGAAGCGGUUGAAGCAGGCCGCCCCCCCGUAAGGACAUCAAGAUUCUAUGCUCGUGGAGCACUUCAGUAUCUAGCCCCUGUGCUUACGCAGAAAUUAACCAAACAAGAUGAUUUUGAUGAUGAAUUAGAGUGGAAUCCAUCUAAAGCUGCAUCUGUUUGUCUUAUGCUUCUUUCAAAUUGUUGUGAAGAUGAGAUUGUACCCCAUGUUUUGCCUUUUAUACAUUCAAAUAUUAAAAACGAAAACUGGCGAUACAGAGAAGCUGCCUUGAUGGCUUUUGGAUCAAUAUUAGGUGGACUUGAAGCUACCAUUCUUAAACCCUUAGUAGAAAAUGCAAUGCCAACUUUGAUUGAAUCUAUGUAUGAUACAAGUGUGGCUGUUAGAGAUACUGCUGCAUGGACAUUUGGUAGAAUUUGUGAAAUUGUUCCUGAAGCAGCUAUCAAUGAGAAUUACUUAAAACCACUUUUAGAGAGUCUUGUCAAUGGCUUAAAAGCAGAACCACGUGUUGCUGCAAAUGUAUGUUGGGCAUUCACGGGUCUAGCGGAAGCUGCAUAUGAAGCUGCAGAUUGUGGCGACUCUAAUCAACCCCGAACAUAUUGUAUGUCCAAUUACUUCGAUUUCAUUGUACAGAGGCUUCUGGAAACUACAGAUCGUCAAGAUGCAGCACAACGUAACUUAAGGUCAGCUGCUUAUGAAGCUCUCAUGGAAAUGGUAAAGAAUUCACCCACUGAUUGCUAUGUUACUGUACAAAAAACGACCAUGGUGAUUUUGGAGAGAUUACAGCAAGUACUUCAAAUGGAAAAUCAUAUUUCAAGUCAAGCUGAUCGGUCACAGUACAAUGAUCUCCAGAGCCUUCUUUGUGCGACACUACAAUCUGUUUUGCGUAAGGUUACACCUGAAGAUGCACCACAGAUAUCUGAUGCUAUAAUGUCAGCUCUAUUAACAAUGUUUGCUGGUAAUGCUGGUAAAGCUGGUGGGGUCCAAGAAGAUGCACUCAUGGCUGUAUCUACAUUAGUUGAAGUUUUAGGAGAAGGUUUUCUAAAAUAUAUGGAUGCUUUCAAAAGGUAUCUUUAUGUAGGUCUUAAAAAUCAUCAAGAACAUCAAGUAUGCAUAGCAGCUGUUGGUCUCACUGGUGAUAUUUGUCGGGCUUUGAAAAGUAAGGUGCUGCCAUAUUGUGAUGAAAUUAUAGUUUUGCUAUUAGAAAAUCUAGGUGAUCCAUCAAUACAUCGUUCAGUAAAGCCACAAAUAUUAUCUGUAUUUGGAGAUAUUGCUCUUAGCAUUGGACCUGAUUUUGCUAAGUAUUUCGAUAUAGUGAUGCAAAUGUUACUGCAGGCCAGUAAUGCCCAAGUGGAUCGCAAUGAUUAUGACAUGGUGGAAUAUUUAGGUGAACUUCGUGAAAGUGUACUUGAAGCUUAUACUGGUAUCAUCCAAGGAUUAAAAGGCGCUAGUGGAGAGGUGCGGUCAGACGUGACUCUGGUCGAGCCCCACGUGCCGGCUAUAGUGAACUUCAUGAUCCAAGUGGCAUGCGAGCCGGAGCGUACGGACGGGCAUAUGUCGGUGAUCGCGGGCCUGGCAGGCGACCUAUGCACCGUAUUUGGCCAACGCGUGCUGCCGCUACUAGAGACACGGCCGCUGCUCGAUCUACUACAGGCGGCGCGCCAUUCGCGCACCCCGCGUACUAAGGCCCUCGCGAUCUGGGCCACUAAGGGGAUCCGCAAGCUCAAGCAGCAGCCUACUCUUACUAGCUGAUUUGGAUCAUCGCGAUGCAGUGCUGACAUAAUGCAGUUUCAGACAACUUAUUGCUGGUAAACUCAAUUAUAUUGGCAGGUCAUAUCAUAUUAUUCAGACGCUAGGUGCAUUUGUGUUGCAGCUGUUACGUCUUGUUGUAAUACAACAAUGUAUAUGUUUAUUGUUUUAACUAAGUUAUUCAAUUCAUGAAUAACAAAUCUCUUAUUGUUUAGCUGUAUAAAUGUGUAAACUAUUAAUAAAUGAAUUCCAAUAUUUGUUUCUGUUAUUUGUCAUAAAGGGGAAUUAUUUAUUGAUCGUUUCACAAAGUAAUUAAACUACGGCCGCAUGUAAUGCACCUAUCGCAAGAUUAUUAAAAUUAUUUAAGUAUGCCUGACCAUUAUAUUUCCAUAACGAUCUUAAUAAAGGUUGAAGCAUUUUUUCCUAUUUGGUAUUAUAAAUACAGACAGUGGCUGUGGUAUCUUUACUUAUGUGAGUUAAAGUGAUACUUUGAAAGAAGUUUGAAUGAAAGAUGACGUAUGUUACUAUAGGCAUGCACAAGUGCAAGGGAUUGUGAAUUUUAUUAUAAAUUUAUUAUUAUGUUUUGUAAGACGCAUGAAAGGAAGUGUGAAUGGUAAAGUAUGUAUGAGACGAUGCAUGUAUGAUUAUCACAGAUGUUUGUAACUAAGGCAUGUGUCGAUCUUUAUAUAAAGUCGGUAUAAUGUAUAAGAUUCCGUCAUCGUAAUUUGAGACUGAAGGACGCCAUAUUGGUGAAAACUACUUUUUGUUCAUCACAGUACAGUGCUGAAACAAAUUUUCUAUUGAAAAAUAUGACUGCUAAUGUCCAAAUAAUAAAUUAUUUCUAUAUUAUUUUUAAAUAUCGAUGGUAUUUAGAAAAUGAUAUUUUAUACAUGACAUUUGAAUACCCAUUUGAAAUGUACUAUGUUAAUAUUUAUGUUCUGCCAUUUAUUAAAUUUUUAGUGAUACUUAUAAAUAAAAUUAUUUGCCCAUUUUUCGUCAUAGUAAGUAUUAUUGCAAAAUAGAUAAUAAUUAUAAUAGUUACAGAAGGUUUACUAAUUUCAAAUUUUUUGUACCUAUAUACAUAGUAGGGAUUAUCUAAAAUAUUAUAAGAUUGUUAACUAUCAGUUAUUUCAGUAUCGUUAACCAUUUGUGCCAUACGCGGUACAAUGGUUAAUAACAGCGGAACAAUAAAUAAUAUUACAAUGAUAAUCUUAGACUAAGUACUGCUCAUACGGCGAUUGGCUGUAGUAGGAUUGGUAGCUAAGUAUACAUAUUUGUUUACCAAACCAAACUGAGUGAAUCAGAGUUGGUAGUGCUUAUUACACUUAUACUUUCGGAAACCUAAUUACAAAAGCUUAUAAUUAUUUAAGAAAGAUUUUAAUCACAUACAUGUACAUAAUAUAUUAAAACUAAUGAAAUAACUGUUAUCUAAAAAUAAUAACAGGUUAUUAUUUGUCUUGUGAUGAAUAGAAAGGAAAAUUGCCUUCUGGUCUCUGUAUUACAUUAUUUGUACAUAUGUAAUUAAAAGCUCUUUUGUUACAAUUUAAUAUUAAAAUGGCAAUAACAGGAAAAAAUAAUGAAGGCAGGGAGUUAUUUCUUCGUAAGGAUAUUACGGGUUCUUAGGGACUUUUGAAAAUUUUAUUAAGCAGACUUAUGAUUUUAGAAAUCAAUUUAGAAUCUCAAGAUUUGGUUUCAAUAAUUUAUUUUAUUACAUUAUUCAAAACUUAUAUGUAUUUAAAUUUAUAUUACUUCCCUUUCUUAAAAUUCACUAUUCAGUCGAGAUCUGUUGAUUACUUAAAUACAAUUUGAAAAUUAUAGGUAGUGCCUUCACGUAAUUAUGUGCUAAAAUAAAUCAAAGUGACAAAUUUUUGUCCCCAUAUAUAACCGUUUUUGUUUAUAUAAUUAUCAGUCCUUUUAAAAUAUAUUACCCACAUUAUGUACGUUGUAGACUGCCAGUCUUUGUAAGAGCUUUGUAAGUACAUUAAUGCCAAGUGAUUAAAUCAAAUAGGAUUUUGAAUGUUUGCUAGUCUGUGAGCAUCACUGACAGGGAUGAUGUUUGCGAGAAUUAUGCAAGAUUUAUGAGAAGUUUAUCUUUACUCAUCUAAUCAUUUUACGUUAUACACACACAUACAUAUAUAUAGAGUAAAAUCGAAAUUUUUAGCUGUAGAUAUGUAAAACUUAUAAGAAUCCACCCAUGCUAUAGAAUAUAUUUGUACAGAAAUUUCACGAAUCAAGUAUUCAAACACGACAAGUAUUUUUAAGUUUCCCACUAACUUAACAGCUGGAAACGUUAUGUUAAUAUUGGAGAAAUCUGUUUCCUUGGCGAAAAAUAUUUAGUUUCAUUGGUAGUAGUUAGCCUGGUAGCCUCUUAAAGAGAUGCUUCGAGAGAUUUCGAUUUUACCAUAUAUAUAAAAGCCCUCUUAUAAGUGCAAUUUAUGAUUUUUCAAAAUAUUUCAAAAGUCAUAUAAUACGUAUCUACAUCUUUCUAUUUAAGUAUGAUAGGAGAAUGUGUGAGGACUAGUGCCAUGCCAUGAAAGGUUCUGAAUUAGAAUCGUAGGCAUCGAGUCGAUGAAUACCACCCACUUUUCCCGCGCGAAUCGAAAAUCAAUUUAAAAUUAUUUUGUUACAACUUUUAUUUCUUUUUGAUUACGACUACUAUUCUGUAAACUGUUCUAUAAUAAAUAAAACAUUUAGAAGUUGAA